AGUUGUGCCGAACCGGCGAUGACGAAGAUUUCUCAAGUCUUUAAAGUCCGACAAUCUAUUGAAACGGAAGGCCGCCGUGAGAGAUUGACAAAAUGCAGAAGUGAAAACUGGAGUUAUGUUGACAGUUAUGAUUCCAACAACUACUGCUCAAUCUACAAAUCAAGGUCAAGGUUUGACAGAUCUCCUGAGGGGACACUGACUUUUAAUCCAAACAUGGAUAACAAACUUCGACUUGCAGAAAAGUCUCCUUGUCAGAGACCAGCUGUUUUCACCAGUCAAUGGGACUCUCUGGAAUCCAACACAGAGAACCUGGCCCAGGAGAGCAAACAGGAUCUUCAGAUGCACAUCGGUGAGUACAUUCUCUCCGACAUCUUCAAGGAAGAAGACUGGGGGGAUGCAGUUGCAGAUGAUACGACUGAAAAUGACCUGGUUGAAGUAGCAGCUCAAUCCCACACCAGGAUGGAACCUGGAAUCGACACCCACAGAAGUCACCUGAAGGUCAAUGAUUCCAACUCCCAACUGUGCUGUGACCCCAACUGGAGGAUGAACAAAAAAGGAGAGGCCGUCCUUUUUGAGAGUUUAAAGACCUCUACCCAGGAACAUCACCACUUUCCCAGACAAAAAUCUAGUCCGUUCCUAAGAGGAUACAAAUAUAUUACAGAUACAAGCUCAGUGGCGGUGAUGACUCCUCAUAUCGCCGCUAAUCACUGUCAGCCAUACCACCUACAUUCCCAAUACGACCCUGUUAGCGCAAUAAAAACACAACACUAUAACAAGGCUUUGUGUAUGAGCUCAUCUGAUAUUUCCACUAAAGCCGAUGGAGACAACACUUCCAAUAAUCAGUUCAAAGACGCCAUUCAGAACGGCUGUGAUGCGGAUGACAUUACGGAGCAUUCUAUCGACUUGAAAGUAUAUCAUACUGAUAACCAACAGGAAGUUGGACGAGGAUUCUUUCCAAUAUCGGUCACAACAGAAAGUCCCAAGACUCUCAGAAAGAAAAAGCAACGGAAACAAACAGGGGACCUUAUACAACGUAACAAAAUCACGUUGGGGCGAAGCGUAUCUGGUCACGGAUCCUACGUCAGCAUGCAUGCACUUAAACAGAAGACAUCUCACGCCGUGAAAGAGCUUCAUGAAACCGCAGAGGACCCGGAACUGAGACUGAUCCAAAAAACCCAUCAGUUGAAGGUCACCCAUUUCACUGAAGGAAGUAAGACACAGGGGAAUAUGGAACCUUGCUACAGAAGCAUGGAGAAAAGUCCUGAAUGCGCAGCUUCCUCAAAAUGUCAAUUCUGUGUGACGGACAAUGAACAGAGAUGGUGUCAAGAGGACUUAUUUGUUAAGCAAAGUUUAGAAAACAUCCCCACGACGCCGUCAAGUACUUCACACAGCACAGGUGCCGAUACGAAGCUGCCUCCUAUUAAGUCAAAGCUGUGCCCCGGCCAUAUUGCGAAGACAACUGACACCAUCCAUAGUCACAGCUUUGAUGGUUACUUGGCAGAGAUGGGUCAUCAGACCAGGACAAAACCUAAUUACAAGGCAUACAGCUUGAACGAAUACAAACAGCUGAAGCUAGAUGUGACACUGCAAGGACUGGGUCCUGAUUACACGGCGGUCAAAAAGAUAGCGGACAAGAUGAAACAACAGAAGCUGUAUUCAAAUGGGGUCCGUGAGAGGAACAAAAACAUAAGUAAAAUACCAUUUAUAAUGGCUAAGGACCCCGUGGGCAAAGACAAGAAGGUUCCCAGGAUUAAGGCUUUGGAGUACGCUAAGACCAUUGCCAAGCCCCGCCUUCAGCCACAGCCCAAAUCAGGUCACAAACAACAGUCAGCAGGCUCCACUGGACACGCCCCUUGCUUAGGGGGCUGGGACAUUUCACAGAUGACCACAGUGGAUCUUCUUAUGAAACGCCACCAGGAAGAAAAGGAUGCAAUCUUCAGAAAAGUGAAUGUGACUUGAGGAUCAUCUGCGAAUCGUCUUUAUAUUUGUUCUCUGAGGUGGUAAUUUAAGUGUUUUUUACGUUUUUUUAAAAGUGUUUUUACACGCUGUGUGUAUACUGGUGGACCCGCCUCCACCCACUGAGACAAAGACACUGUUUUUAAUCUCUUUCUGAUUUUAUAAGCUUUAUCAUCCUACAAAGACAUGAUCAGUCCAUCAUCAUAAGCUCAGAAAAUGUAGUUUAUCACUUCAAUUUAUUUUGAUUGCGUUAAAUAUGGAUUGAUCCCCUGUUCUCAAGUUCUUAUGAGUCACUCACUGAAGUGAAUCAGGAACUCGAUGAGCUUGUGAAUCGUUCAGUUUGUCAAUUCUGUGAUGCUGAGGCAGAAAAGAGCCUAUUUGAGGCUGAUUUUCCAUUGCAUACUGUAUUUAUACAAAUACAUUUAAGAUUACGGCUGUAGCAAUUAAUAAACGAUUAAUCAAUGAUCAAUUAAUCAUACUCUGAUUUCAGAGUCUCAACAAUGAAUGUUUUAAAAUCCCCUUAGUAAGAUAUCAAAAAAUGGACCUCAUGUCUUUGUAACUUACAAAAAAAAACCGGGAGGGAUCAAAUAAUUAUUGCCCCCAUACAUACGGUAGGAGAGGAUGAUAAGAUAUGGAAUAUUUUUGGGGUCACUCUGCAGGAAGACUCCAAAGUCGCGUGUCAGAAACUGAAAUAAAACUAAAAUAAAAAAGAUGCACAAUAACGAUGCGCACAAUAUUAUUAAUUAAAUUGACGUUCAAAGUUAAAUAAAUCUGAAUCAAAUCAGACCAUUAUGUAUUAUUUAUAUUCAAAUUAAGCAUAAUAAUUAACCAAAACUAUUCAUUAGAUAUCAAGCACCGUGUCGCUUGUUUUUUUCGAGGAGAUGUUCACUAGCGUUUCGCCUACUUUUGUGGAAGUAGCUCUUAAUUUAGCCGGUCCGGUGAGCUUCCCACACAGUGGGAAUGAAAGGAUCAUAACUACACAGAACACUUAACAUGGUCAUGGUGGCGGAUGAAAAGAUCACACCCGAGGACUCAAACAGGGCAACUACUAAUACGGCGUAGAAUGAUAAAUAACUCACUUGGACUCAUUCAAAAUUAUAUUGAUUUAUAAUUACAUAAAUUAGUGUUGCAUUUAUGUUGAAUGUAUUUGAUUCAAUAUAUUAAGUGAAAUAAACAUGACGACAGAAUCAUUUAUUACAAUUCAAACCAAUAGAUUUAUGUUGUAUCAUACAUGGGAAAAAUAAUAAUUGUUAUUUUUAUUUAUAUAAUGUGCUCUAUGUGAUUAUUACUGUUUUGAAACUUGCAUUAGCUCAGUUGAGGUUACACACUAGUAUGUAAACAUUGUGUUAUUAUCUUCUACAGUACAUCUUUUUCUUUCUAAAUUGUUUCAUUAAAUGUCUCUGUUAAUUAAAUUGAUCAUUAUUGGGCAAGAAUUUUCAAUUUCAUUUUCAUGCAAAACAAGGUCAUCAAUGCUAAUCCAUGCUAAUGAAUAAUAUAUCCACUCAUGCUUUUGAUGCUAAUACAAUGAGUGGUCUGUUAAUGAAUGACAUCAGUGAUCAUCUACCUGUGUUUACA
Messenger RNA from Doryrhamphus excisus (bluestripe pipefish), 3531 nucleotides. Lineage: Eukaryota; Metazoa; Chordata; Actinopteri; Syngnathiformes; Syngnathidae. The record is from RefSeq and is a predicted model, not a curated record.